AUGUGCCUUUUCGUUUUUGCACUUCUUCCCCUGCUUCUCUUCCCUGUCGGGUCCUUGGCUGCCACUAGCUGCUUUUCUACCAUGAAGCAGCGUGUGCACAUGGACGGUGAUGUGAUGAUUGCUGCGUAUUUCCCUCUCCUUAUCUUGAGAGUCCAUACCCGUAACAACGAUGCUCCUGAGCAUGAGAAGGAAAAGAAGUUUAUCUUCAAGAACUACCAGUUUAUUUUGGCCUUGACUUUUGCUAUUGAAGAGAUCAACAAAAACCCUCAUCUUUUACAUAAUUUGACGCUGGGGUUUGAGUUCUGUAAUUUUGAAUUAGAUGUUGGGAAUGAAUUAAAAAGUGCCAUUCUUUGCCUCUUUGGGAAGAACAACACUCUCAAUUACAUAUGUAUGGGACACAGCAAGUAUACAGCAGUACUUACAGGACCAUCAGCAAUAACAUCUGCCAAGUUUGGGACUUUGCUGAGCCUCUAUAGGUUUCCACAGCUUUCCUUUGGGCCUUUUGUUCAAGUCCUGAGCGACCAUAACACAUUUCCUGCUCUCUAUCAGAUGGGGAGAAAGGACACAUCGAUGGCCACUGCCAUGGUCUCCUUACUGCUUCACUUCAGAUGGAACUGGGUGGGUCUGCUAAACGUAGAGGACGAAAAUGGCUUGUGGUUUCUUUCUGAAUUGAAAGAAGAGAUGGCCAAGAACAGAGUCUGUGUAGAUUUUGAGCUAGCACUCCCGAACAAUAUUGUGUCCAAUAAAACAAAACUGAAGGCAGUUAAAAACCAGGUUAACAAAUCAUCAGCAAAUGUCCUCAUUAUAUAUGGUGAUAAUGAAUUGCUACUUGUUUUGCAAUUGUCGAUGAAAGGCAAAAUUUGUAUCGUGAAUUCACAGUGGGAUUUGACAAUGAGUAGGGAUUAUUUCCUGCUAGGAUCAUCGCAGGUACCUCUCAUGUUUUCACACCAUCACCCAGAUGUUUCCGGAUUCACAGAGUUUGUCAAGGCAGUGAACCCUUCCAAAUACCCUGAAGAUGCUUUCCUUGCUGAGGUGUGGUUGGUCUCUUUUAAUUGCUCUAAUUCUGAAUCUGACUGUGUAACAUGGGAGAACUGUGCUCACAAUGCCUCCUUGGAUUGGUUGCCUCGGCACAUUUUAGACACGAAUUUGUCUGUGGACAGUUACAAUAUAUACAACGCUGUGUACGCUGUGGCCCAUGCUCUCCAUGAGAUGCUUCUUCAUCAAGCAGAAGUACAAACCAUGGGAAAGAGCAAAGGGACAGUAUUAAAUUUUAGCAGCUCCUGACUGCACCCUUUUCUAAAGAACAUACAAUUUCACAAUUCUGCUGGAGAUCAGGUGAUUUGGGAUGAGAAAAGGAAAUUGGAGGCAGAGUAUGACAUUGUGAAUAUUUGGAAUUUCCCACAAAGUCUUCACCUGGAGGUGAAAGUAGGAAAGUUUUCUCCAUAUACUAAUCAACUCUCUUUAUCUGAAGAAAUGAUACACUGGACCAUAGCAUGUACAGAGACUCCCCACUCUGUCUGCAGUGUAAGUUGUGGUUCUGGAUUCAGGAAAGCCCCUCAGGAGGGAAAGGCUGCCUGUUGCUUUGAUUGUACCCCUUGCUCAGAGAAUGAGAUGGCUAAUGGGACAGACAUGGAGCAGUGCGUGAAGUGUCCAGAUCACCAGUAUGCCAACACACAGAGAAACCAGUGCCUCCCAAGAUCUGCAAGCUUCCUGGCUUAUGGGGAGCCCUUGGGCAUGGCCUUGGCCUGCAUGGCUCUUGGUUUAUCUACACUCACAGCAGCUGUUCUUGGGGUCUUUGUGAAACAUCACAACACCCCCAUUGUCAAGGCGAAUAACCAGGCUCUCAGCUACAUCCUGCUCAUCUCCCUCAUCUUCUGUUCCCUCUGUUCCUUGCUCUUUAUUGGCCGUCCCAACACAGUCACCUGUAUUCUACAGCAAACCACAUUUGGAGUUGCUUUCACUGUAGCCAUUUCUGCUGUCUUGGCCAAAACUGUCACUGUGGUUCUGGCCUUCAAGGUCACUUCUCCAGGGAGAAGGAUGAGGUGGCUGCUGGUAUCAGGGGCUCCUAACUUCAUCAUUCCCAUCUGCACCCUGAUCCAGGUGACUCUCGGUGGAAUCUGGCUGGGAACCUCUCCUCCCUUCAUUGACACUGAUACAUACUCUGAACAUGUCCACCUCAUCAUCCUGUGUAACAAGGGCUCCCUCACUGCCUUCUACUGUGUCUUGGGAUACCUGGGCUCCCUGGCCCUGGCCAGCUUCACUGUGGCUUUCCUGGCCAGGAACCUGCCUGACACCUUCAAUGAAGCCAAGUUCCUGACCUUCAGCAUGCUGGUGUUCUGCAGUGUGUGGCUCACCUUCCUGCCUGUCUACCACAGUGCCAAGGGCAAGGUCAUGGUGGCUGUGGAGGUCUUCUCCAUCUUGGCCUCCAGUGCAGGGCUCCUGGGCUGCAUCUUUGUCCCCAAGUGCUACAUUAUCUUGAUAAAGCCAAAUAGAAAUGUUCUGCAUGGCUUCCGUGACAAAACACUUACUCACAGAAACACUGACUUCUUAGAGAGCUGCUUUUCUACCAUGAAGCAGCGUGUGCACAUGGAUGGUGAUGUGAUGAUUGCUGCGUAUUUCCCUCUCUACAUCUUGAGAGUAGCUAGCCGUGACAACGAUGCUCCUGAACGUGAAAAGGAAAGGCUGUUUAUCUUCAAGAACUACCAGUUUAUUUUGGCCUUGACUUUUGCUAUUGAAGAGAUCAACAAAAACCCUCAUCUUUUACAUAACUUGACUCUGGGAUUUGAGUUCUGUAAUUUUGAAUUUGAUGUUUGGAAUGAAUUAAAAAGUGCCAUUCUUUGCCACUUUGGGAAGAACAACACUCUCAAUUACACAUGUAUGGGAGACAGCAAGUAUACAGCAGUACUUACAGGACCAUCAGGAAUAACAUCUGCCCAGCUUGGGACAUUGCUGAACCUCUACAGGUUUCCACAGCUUACCUUUGGGUCUUUUGAUCAAGCCCUGAGCGACCAUAACAAGUUCCCUGCUCUCUAUCAGAUGGCUCAAAAGGACACAUCGAUGGCCACUGCCAUGGUCUCCUUACUGCUUCACUUCAGAUGGAACUGGGUGGGACUGCUAAUCAUAGAGGAUGAGAAUGGCUUGUGGUUUCUUUCUGAAUUGAAAGAAGAGAUGGCCAAGAAUAGAGUCUGUGUAGACUUUGAGCUAGCACUCACGAACAAUAUUAUUUUACAUAAAACAAAACUCAAGGCAGUUAAAGACCAGGUUAACAGAUCAUCGGCUAAUGUCUUCAUUAUAUAUGGUGAUAAUGAAUUUCUACUUGUUUUGCAAUUGAUAAUAAAAGGCAAAAUUUGUAUCAUGAAUUCACAAUGGGAUUUGACAAUGAGUAGGGGUUAUUUCCUGCUGGGAUCAUCGCAGGUACCUCUCAUGUUUUCACACCAUCACCCAGAUGUUUCUGGAUUCACAGAUUUUGUCAAGGCAGUGAACCCUUCCAAAUACCCUGAAGACGCUUUCCUUGCUCAGGUGUGGUAUGUCUCUUUUAAUUGCUCUGUUUCUGAGUCUGACUGUGUAACAUGGGAGAACUGUGCUCACAAUGCUUCUUUGGAUUUGUUGCCUCGGCAUAUUUUAGACAUAACUUUGUCUGUGGACAGUUACAAUAUAUACAAUGCUGUCUACGCUGUAGCCCAUGCUCUCCAUGAGAUGCUUCUUCAUCAAGCAGAAGUACAAACCAUGGGAAACAGAAAAGGGACAGUGCCUUCUCCUGCACAGCUGCACCCUUUUCUGAAGAACAUCCAAUUUCAGAAUCCUGCUGGAGAUCAGGUGACUUGGGAUGAGAAAAUGAAAUUGGAGGCAGAGUAUGACAUUGUGAACAUUUGGAAUUUCCCACAUAGUAUUCAUCUUGAGGUGAAAGUAGGAAAGUUUUCUCCAUAUACUCAUCAACUCUCUUUAUCUGAAGAAAUGAUACACUGGACCAUAGCAUGUACAGAGCCUCCCCACUCUGUCUGCAGUAUAAGUUGUAGUGCGGGAUUCAGGAAAGCCCCUCAGGAGGGAAAGGCUGCCUGUUGCUUUGAUUGUACCCCUUGCUCAGAGAAUGAGAUGUCUAAUGGGACAGACAUGGAGCAGUGUGUGAAGUGUCCAGAUUACCAGUAUGCCAACACAUGGAGAAACCAGUGUCUUCUAAGAACUGCAAGCUUCCUGGCUUAUGGGGAGCCCUUGGGUAUGGCCUUGGCCUGCAUGGCUCUUGGUUUAGCGACACUCACAGCAGUUGUUCUUGGGGUCUUUUUGAAACAUCACAACACCCCCAUUGUCAAGGCAAAUAACCAGGCUCUCAGCUACAUCCUGCUCAUCUCCCUCAUCUUCUGUUCCCUCUGUUCCUUUCUCUUUAUUGGCCGUCCCAAUACAGUCACAUGUAUUCUACAGCAAUCCACCUUUGGAGUUGCAUUUACUGUCGCUGUUUCUGCAGUCUUGGCCAAAACUAUAACUGUAGUUCUGGCCUUCAAGGUCACUUCUCCAGGGAGAAGAAUGAGGUGGCUGCUGGUGUCAGGGGCUCCUAACUUCAUCAUUCCCAUCUGUACCCUGAUCCAGGUGACUCUCUGUGGAAUCUGGUUUGGAACCUCUCCUCCCUUCAUUGACAUAGACACACACUCCGAACAUGGCCACCUCGUCAUCCUGUGCAACAAGGGCUCCCUCACUGCCUUCUACUGUGUCUUGGGAUACCUGGGCUCCCUGGCCCUGGCCAGCUACACUGUGGCUUUCCUGGCCAGGAACUUGCCGGACACCUUCAAUGAAGCCAAGUUCCUGACCUUCAGCAUGCUGGUGUUCUGCAGUGUGUGGCUCACCUUCCUGCCUGUCUACCACAGUGCCAAGGGAAAGAUCCCGGUGGCUGUGGAGGUCUUCUCCAUCUUGGCCUCCAGUGCAGGGCUUCUGGGCUGCAUCUUUGUCCCCAAGUGCUACAUCAUCUUGAUUAGGCCAGAUAGGAAUUGUCUGUAUGGCUUCAAGGAUAGAAGAGAUAGAUGUAGAAAUAAGCAUUGCUAA
This is a messenger RNA of Perognathus longimembris pacificus (Pacific pocket mouse), 5031 nucleotides long. RefSeq lists its product as uncharacterized. The record is from RefSeq and is a predicted model, not a curated record. Gene Ontology annotation, molecular function: G protein-coupled receptor activity. Lineage: Eukaryota; Metazoa; Chordata; Mammalia; Rodentia; Heteromyidae. Gene Ontology annotation, cellular component: membrane. Gene Ontology annotation, biological process: G protein-coupled receptor signaling pathway. The transcript is spliced from 13 exons.